CACGCGUGCAAGGCAUCGUGAUGCAUCUACGAAGGACCGGUAAACCUUCUUACGAGGGUCGACCAUUAAUUUGUUUGUCCACAGUUAGACCGCGACUUUUGAUGCACGUGGGUCAGUUCGGAAUAGUACGCGGUCGAGUCACUCUCGCUUUCUUUCCUACGAGCCUAAAUCUAAUUCUUUCAUUCAAACUUUUCAGUGAUAGUGCGCUCUGUGUUCGUUAUUUGUUAAUUUUCGUGCAAUUCGUUUGGGAUGUAACUGACAGUGAUGGUGACUUUUGAUCACAAAAAGUCGAUCAAAAUUUAAAAACUUACAUACUUAAAAUUUCAAAAUGCCAAGCCUUUAAGACAAAUUUCAAAGUGUUCAAGCAAUCAAACCAGUCUACUAUUAUUAUAGAAAAAAAAUUUGACCAGCUAUUUUGUAAUAAAAAAUUCGCCCUCAAAAUGGACUCCGCACGCGACUCAUCAAACGCAGGAAACGGAGACGCAUACCGAAAACGUCGCAAUUCAUACAGCGCGGCGAUGAUUAACGAGCCUGUGAUAACGGACGGGUCAGAAUACGUUCAUCAGGAAGUUCCAAUAAAAUCCCAGCAGCUGGUGGUCCAGAAGAAGUCCAAGCUGCCGGACAAUUCGAGCCUGGAAUCGGAAAGUUGGUCCACGGAGAGUUCGGCGAAACGUGACCUGACCAGAACUCCGUCCACAGAUACCAGUCGGUCCUGGACCGAAAGCGAAAUACCGGAGAUGUUCCUGUCACAUCCGGAACUGUUGACCAGAUUGGCCAAGUGUCGUUGCUUUUUAGCCGCAAAAUGGUCGGCCUCGAGCGAGUGUCAGUGUCUGUGUCAGUGUCGUUGCAGUCAGUGUCAGUAUUAUCGUCGCAAGAUCUCGACCUGCUCGAGCAGAGAUCACGCGUUCCUAUUCGGUUUCAAGAGGAAGGACUCGAGCUACUCGGUGUCAACCUGCCAGAGUAUCCUGCCACCGUCUUCCGGCAGGAACUCGGUCGCCAGCCUGUUCCACGAGAUCAAGGAGGAUCGCGUGGACGGUCCGGAGUCGAUCGUCCAGGUGAUCCAACGUCGGCACUCGGAUCAAACGCAGUCGCCACGCGGUUGCAAGAUCGGCCAGCAAGAUAACCGGCGAUUCUCCGAACAAACGCUCGUUGGGGAAGCAAACGAUCCUAGAAGAAGCAGCAACGAUGCGAAAACAGUGGUCGCGAGAAGUCCCCGUGUGUCGCCCGAGAAGAUGAUCAGACCGAAGGAACAGUGGGCUUCGCAUAACGAAAGUCACGAGACGGACCCGUCGAAGGAACCCCUGAUGGACAAACGUCUCACUCAGAGGCAGAAAAAGGCGAGGAAAGAGGAGGAUUGUUUGAGCGAACGACGAAGGAGCAGCACGACCAUCACGCCCAAGAUGAUGAGGAGACGAUUCUCGGAGCAGCUGAUCCUCGAAGGUGGCUUAGGCAGCGUUAACGAUUGCGAGGACCUCGUAGAGGAACCUGAAGAAGGCGCGGAAGAAGAGUCUCUCACCGCGAUAAAUGCCCGUAAGAGGAUUACCCUCAAAAAGCAUUAUUAUCCCGAGGGCGGAUGGGGACAUGUGAUCGUAUUGGUCGCGGUUCUCGUGCAAGUAAUCUGUCAUGGACUACAACUUAGCGCGGGAGUCCUCCUCGUUCCGGCGGUGCAGACGUUUCAUUGGAGAAUCGAACAUGCAGCAAGAAAGCAGGAAUCUUCCGGUGGAAAGGAAAUGGAAGAGGCAGAGGAGGCAGACAACCGAGGUCGAAGACGGCGAAGACGACGCAGACGAGGACGCGACGUUGAGGAUCACUUCGAGGCCUGAGAGAUUCGGAGAA
Messenger RNA from Megachile rotundata (alfalfa leafcutting bee), 1836 nucleotides. RefSeq lists its product as uncharacterized. Gene Ontology annotation, molecular function: transmembrane transporter activity. The record is from RefSeq and is a predicted model, not a curated record. Gene Ontology annotation, biological process: transmembrane transport. Lineage: Eukaryota; Metazoa; Arthropoda; Insecta; Hymenoptera; Megachilidae.